Protopolystoma xenopodis is the source of this 915-nucleotide messenger RNA. The record is from the annotation of a GenBank genome assembly. NCBI's taxonomy places the organism in Eukaryota, Metazoa, Platyhelminthes, Monogenea, Polystomatidea, Polystomatidae.
AUGCUGGAAUCACAGCCGCCUGUAGGCGGCACCAUCGAUGAGCUACUACCACCUCUUUUACAACGACUACAGCAUAUACAGCCUAUAGUCCGGCUGUCUGCAAUCCUGGAAGCCACCAGAUUAUCUGUUCUUCACUUUGUUAUGGAAAAAGGCCUUUAUUUAAUCAGUGAGCCAGCUAAAAAAACUGAGAUUAUGCCGACUGAGUACUCCAAUACUCUGUCUUGGUUGAUCGAAUGUAACGGGCAAGCAGCAAUACAAGAGUCUAAUAAAGGGAAACACAUUCACAAUGAAAUUGCUUUACCAGUUCGUGUCCCUUUGUUUGCAACAGAUGAAGAAAACAUUAUAUACAGACUACCGGACACCCUGCUGUUGAGUCUUCGUCGUUUGGUUCGAGAUCAGCAUUCUCAGGUGUCUUUGGCUGCCUCACUUUGUCUUUUCAGCCUGCAAAAGGGCGUAUGUGGAGAAAUCGAGGCGAUGCGUGUUUUACAGGCUGUGUGCAAAGAGGCAUAUAAAAUUAGACACCACCCCAGGAGCGAUGGACUUCAUUAUCAAAAGAUAGCGGAGGCAGGGGAUCAUAUCGCUGAGGUUAUAAUCGAAGAAAAGAUUCAAAGUGAUGGAAAAAACAGACCGAAUAUGUGCGAAAUACGUAAGCGAGAAGAAGUAUUUGACGAAUUUAAUGAAGGGGGAGAGGGCGAAGAAAAUCAGACGGUGAAACUGGGCUACAUCGAAAAUUUAGACUCAAAUAACCACAAGAGCAAUGCUUAUAUUUGCCAAUAUAGUGCUGAAAAGGAUGAGACUAAUCUUUCUUGUGACAGCCAUUUUAACACAAAACUUAUGUGCCGAAGUAUAAUUAGCGACGACAAUUGUGUUGAGCAAGACUCUCUUUUCGCAGCAAUUUGUUUGGCCGAAGCAGGA